Molecule: messenger RNA, 545 nt
Organism: Haliotis rufescens (red abalone)
Lineage: Eukaryota; Metazoa; Mollusca; Gastropoda; Lepetellida; Haliotidae
Exons: 3
Coding region: 1-387 (128 amino acids)
Cellular component (GO): nucleus
Source: RefSeq, a predicted model, not a curated record
AUGGAUGACAAGACACGAAAGGUUAAUUGGACUAAGGAAGAAGAGGUGCUGUUGGUGGAAGAGGUUUCAAAUAGGGAGGGCAUUCUGUUUGGAAAGCUGGACGGAUGUCAGCGGACCGGACAGCGGAAGAUCAAGCUUUGGGAAGAGAUUUCUAGCAUCCUAAACUCAAGAGGCACUUCCGGAAAUCGGUCGAUUGGGAAAGUGAAAAAGAAGUAUCAGUAUAUUAUGCAGAAAGCAAAGGCGAAGAGGAGCUCUGCAGUGCGACCCCCAACAGGUGGCGGUCCUCGUCCAGCCUCGACUACCCUGCCAGAGCAGUUGGUGCUGGACAAUAUGGAGGGAAGACCAAAUCUAUGUGGUAUUGAAGGGGGCAUAGAUGCUGAAGGUUAAACUGAACUUACAUGACCAUAAGAUGUUUUGUCUCUCCAUGCAAUUAAUUGAAAACAUAUUGAUGGCUAAAACAAAAUGUCAUGCUUAUAUAUAGGUCAAAUAUCACCUUGUAAGAAGGUGAAUCAUGACAUGACAUUGUCACAAUAAACCAUGUCACA